AUGGGUCAAAGCAUACCUUUUGUACAAGGAAUGAAGAAGCACUUAGAGCUCGCCUACGAUAACUUGGGACAAAUCGAAACUAUGAUGGAUUGUUUCACGGAUGCCAACAGUCUCCGUAAAUUUCUAGUGGGGGAAGAAAGCUUCAUGUUUGAACCCGUUCAGAACGAGAUCAGGGAUCCGCCGCGGAGUCCCGUGGUCAAACAAGCUCCCCCCAGAGAGCAUCAUCGUUUCGAUGACGAAGGCGAUAUCGAGACGAUCAUGGAGCAGAAUAGCGAGGAUGCAGAAAACAUAACGAUGAACUGUUCGCCACGUGCGGGAUCCACUUUCACGAGACCAACGUCUCCGUCUUUGGGAACUUCGACCGUCACGCAGCGUCGGAGCAGUCGGCGUAGUUCGAUUGGCAUACCUCGACCGGUGCCCGAGCGUGCCCAGAACAGGUUGACUUCCGAAAUCCCGGUUAACCAGCAGCCCACGAACUCAUCGAAGAGCUCGGAGGAAGAUUCCUUUGAGCGUCGAAGCGAGUUGAGACAGCGAAGGUCGUCAAACCUCUUCCCUAGAUCUUCGACGAAACGGACAACUUACGUCAAGAUGCCGGAACCACCGCAGAUCAUUGUUUCGGAGGCAAGCUCGUGUCGAAUGUCCUCGACGAUGGAAGUCGAGACUUCACAGAAUGGGAACCCCGACAAUAAUGAAAACACCGACGGCUUCACUCUGACGGUCUGCGACGAAGCCGGAGAGCCGCCCUUGACGUGGUGCGAGAUGACGAGAGACGAAACAGAACGUUUGCCGCAGGCAGAAUUGGCGCAAAACGCUGAGAGGAGCCCGACCGCGGUCAAUGUGGCUCAAAUUUGGGCAAAUGCAGACAAUCUACGUCCACAGGGGAGGAUCGCACCUAGCGCCGAUGUUUAUGAGACAUUCCGAGGGACUGAAUCCGCGCUGGCAGACACGGGUUCAGCGGAUAAUACAGAGCUGGACCCGUUGAUGACGACGCGUUUCCCAUCUCCAGUUUUGUGUGAAAAGAACUCCGACCUCCCGACAAGUACACCUGCGCUCAACAAGAUUCAAAGGCAAGUGACCCCACCGGGAGUUUCAAUCAUAGUUGCCGAAACGCCCACAAUGUCCACACCGGACACGGAACCGACGGUGGUCAACCGUAUCGAUUGUCGUCGAAGAAAACCGAUUCUGGCAAAUGGGAGAGCGUCGUCCUCGCAGUUUUCCGCCGCCAUGCGCAGGAGUGUGCGGUUCAGUACCGCGCCCGAUGACUCUGAGACUUUGGAUGCUUUGGCGAUACCGAAGCCACCGGUCGUCAAAGCUGCUGUUAGUUCCCCUCUUGUGAAGCGAGUCAGGCCGAAAAACACGAUGAACCGUCAAGCGAGGAUUGUAGGAGCUGAGCGGAACGUCGAGGAAGAGACGCCAGACGAGAAACCGAAGACCGCUGAUCAAACCGACGAGCCGGCAACGGCUUCUCCUCAACCAGUGCCGAGGAAGACCUACGUCAAGAAGAAAGCUCCCGCAAGACCUGUCGGUCGUAAGCGAUCCCAGAGACAACCUGCGAAAGCCGAUUCCACGGCCGAAUCGGAAAGCGACGAUGCCGCAAGCAAGGCGACUUUCACGGUGGAAGGUCUCGGUGAGUACAAACUUUUCCUCUGUGUUAUUUUGAGUCUCCUCUCCCAAUGCAUUCCGAUCUCCCAUGCCCACGAUGAAAUCAACCGGAGAGAACCAGAAUCCGUCAUUCUUGUUGGAACCAUUUCGAGGGUCGGAACCCGCUCCGGGAUACGUAUUCCGUCCGAAAGCCUCCCGGAUCGAGGCAAAGGGGGAGCUCCCAUUCAUAUUGUCACUCAUUAUCCACCACUCCAAAGCAGAGCCGCCGAAACCAAAGCGAAGUCGAGUGACUACCGAAGCGUCGAAAGAUGCCUCGAGAGCCAGUACCCAGCGCCCGAACUCUUCGAAGGAUAG
Galendromus occidentalis (western predatory mite) is the source of this 1956-nucleotide messenger RNA. RefSeq lists its product as uncharacterized. The record is from RefSeq and is a predicted model, not a curated record. The transcript has 10 exons. The coding region runs from base 1 to 1956 and encodes 651 amino acids. NCBI's taxonomy places the organism in Eukaryota, Metazoa, Arthropoda, Arachnida, Mesostigmata, Phytoseiidae.